GGCACCAACUACAAGGGACGUCUCAAUCUGGUGUGACCCUGAGUAAGGAAAGCUUCCCCUUGCCCCUUGGAAACCCAUCCACAGCACGCCACAGCCUGCACCUUGCAUAAGCACCUGCGUAUAAGAGCAUGCAGUUUGGACUUUUGGUGACCUGGCCAGCUGGGCGUGGGCGUUAAUCCGCAGUAUCAGCCGCUGUCAGCAUAGGUCCCACGGGGUGCGGCCGGCGGUUGGCAACCGGGCAGGUGGCCAACGCUCCAAGACAAGAAUAGCUUUUCAGAACGUGCUAACGCAACCUGUACAAAAGACCAAUCGCCGUGUGAUUCAAGGUGCUCUCGGUCACGGCCUUCGACUCGCUUGCGAGGAGUGGCAAGGAAGACCACCAUCCCCCUACAAGGCUGGGCUUUGGGCGGUGUCUCCACAAAGACCCUUAGUCUGCCCACUCGUUACCAAGCCUUUACUCCUGAUCGCAAACCUGCAUCAGAAGAGAGAGAAAGAGAAUGCCAACGCGGCACCCGACCCGCGCGGCGCACUUCGGAACAGGCGUCGGAGGCAGGCCUGGCGCCUGCCGCCGCCUCCUUCCGGCUCCCUGCAUCCUGCUCCUGCCCUUUGUCGUUCUGCUGCUGUUAUGGCCGGCUGCGGCGCAGCUGCCCUACCCGCUGCAGGGCUCGUCGCUGCCCACGCCGGCCGGCCCCGGCGGGCUGGCGGGCCCCGGCGGCGGCAAGGUUGACGUGAACGUGACAGCGCUUCUGGAGCGUGUGUAUGCCAUGGGCGCGGACAGCAGCACCUACUCGGCGAUGUGGUGGCUGGUGCUCACCUGGCGCGACCCCGCUGCCGGCGCCGCCGUCACGCAGCGCACGGCGCAGGUUCUGACCGGCUCCGACUCCUGCAACAAGACGUGCGACUACAGCGGCCUAGCCACGGCCGGCUGUUGCGACACCAUCUGGCUGCCGCACAUCGAGCUGCUCAACAUCGUGACGUACGAUGACAGCCAGCUGCCGCGCUACCGUAUCAACGCCAACGCCACCAGCGGCACCGUGACCUGGUCUACCCGCCUGGUCGGCACGUGGUAUGCUCCCUUCGACUUCCGCGCAUACCCCUUCGAGCACCAGCACCUGCUACUGGAGAUCUCCAUCGCCUCCUACCAGGCCCUGGCGGCGGGUCUGGUGUGGGAGCACGUGGCCAAGCUUAACAACACCGCACACACCAAGGGUGCUGACCUGGCCGGCUGGUACGUCAACUGGGGCAAGGGCAAGGUGUACGACACCAGGAGCUGCCAGAAGGAGGUCGGCACGGCGGAGCCCAGCUACGCUCUGGCCCCCGCCUCCGGCGCCCCGGGCGCGCCGCCGGCGCCCGCGCUGUACCAGUCCGUGACCACAGGCGACCGCUACCUGCCGCCCAACCCUGGCCGCGGCACCACUUCCCCGGACUGGUGCGGCACCUACGCCCCCCACCUGUACGACGAGGCGCGAGCGCUGUACGGCCCCGUCGUGCUGGUGGCGGAUAUCAUGAUCAAGCGCGUGUCGUCCUACUACGUACUGACCAACCUGAUCCCGGUGCUGCUGAUCACUCUGGUGGCGUUUGUGGUGUUCUUCAUGCCGCAAGACGCCCUGGGAGACCGCAUGAGUGUGGUUCUGACCAUGUUCCUGAGUCUGACGGCCAUGCAGUUCGUGUUCGACUUCCCGCCCGCCAACUACAUCAACGCCCUGCAAAUUGUGGUGUUGGUGUCGUACGUCAUGAUCUCCAUCGCCUGCAUCGAGAGCCUGAUCGUCAACCGCAUUGCCACCGUCAACCGGGUCGUGUCCAACAAGCGCACCUGCAUGCGCAAGUACGGGAAUAUGCUGGCCAAGGGCGGCAUUGCCCGCGACGCCAAGUUUGCGGGCGGCGGCGGCAAGGCGCACAGCGCCGCCAUUGCCGGCGGCGGCACAGGCGGCGGCGGCGGCCGCACCGCCAGCAGGCACCUGGGCGGCGCCAUUGGCGGCGUGCUGGGAGGCAUGCGGCGCGCGCCGUCCGUGCGCGGCGGCGCCACUGACGCCCCUGCGGGCGACGUGGAGUGCGGCCGCGUUGACUCAGCGCUGGAGGUUCAGCAGCAGGCGGCACAGCAACUCGCUAACUCGCCCUACGCCAACAUGACCGGCCGCUCGCCGUCCCGACCCGGACCCAGCAGCCGCGCCGGCGCUGCCACGCCUACCCCGCCCCGGGGCCGCCUGGUCACCACUUCCCGCUCGCCCCUGCGCACCACGAGCAACGGCAUCCAACACGCCAACAGCAGCGCCGCAGGCAGCGCCUCCGAGCGCGAGGACGUCUUCCCAGAGGACCCCGCCGUCAUGACCGCCCCCGCCCCCGUGAUCACAACCGAGCCAACCGCAGCAGCCACGGUGGCGGCUGGCGCCGCCUUUGCCGGCGGCGCCGCCCUCGCUGCGUCACCCUUUGCCUCGGCGCGCAACCAGCGGUCGUUUGCGGCGGGAAGCGACGCGGGCGGUCGGGGCGGCGGCGGCGGCCGCGAUGACGACCGUCGCAGUGAGGCGGGCAGCACCACCGUAAGCUCCACCACCACAGGCAAGGGCGGGCUGGUGUCGUGGUGGCGGCGCUGCGCCGGCGCCUGCUGCGGCCCACGCGGGCGCCUGCUGGCCUCGCUCCGGGCGUUUGGUGCCGCCAUGGUCGCCUGGCUAGUGGGCGUUACCCGCGCCCCCCGCCAGUUCUACCAACAGUGCAAGGAGGACCGCGCCUUCGCCGAGUUCAUCGCCGCCCGCAUUGACAAGUGGGCCUGCAUCUGCUGCGCCGUUGCCUACAUCGUGGUCAUCAGCGUCAUGCUGUGGUUUGAGGUGGAGGUGGGCGACCAUCGGCUCAUGCUGGGCGACCGCCCCGGCAACAUGUAGCGCGGCGGGACUCCCGGAGGCUGUCGGGCCCUGGCCUGUCAGGCUCCAGAAGCGUGAAGUGAGAGGAGCGACGUGGCGAAGGUGGAGGAGGUGGCCCAAGCCGAAUCACUCGGCCCCAGCAACUGCUUACAGUGUGCCCGCUGGCUGGGCGGCUGACAUAAUUUUGUUGUAUUGUGGACAUGUGUGUGGUUUGUUGAGACAGGGCAAGGGGGCAGGUUGGUGUUGGACAUGCGGUUAUCUUGCGUUUCAAGUGUUGUACAGCACUGCCAGGCAGCUAAUAGAGCUGAGCUUAUCAAGCGUUGCAUGUUAGCCUAUUGAGCUUAAGCCAUUGGGUUGCCGUACUGUUUGCAGGACAGUUAUGAGAGCGCGUACCUACCAGAUAUUGAAGUGGCGCAGAGUAUGUGCCGGGGAUUGCGCGUCGCUCACAUGCGUGGCAGUGGCACUGCGACAGUCCGUCUUCCCAUGGGCCCAAGCGCCUGGACGGGGGGGGGGGGCUAGCUAAGGACCCCGUUGACCCGAGACCAGGAGAAGAUGGAAAUGCCGCGGUGUCGGUAGCGUUCGUAUGAGUACUUGUGCAUCGCGCCCUAAUGCGCGCAUGCGUGUCGUGAGUCGUGACAUUGGAAACGUUACGAUGUGCCGCGUAGUUGGGGCCAGCCAGCCAGGCUUCAUGGCCCAGGGCGCAGUGUUUAGCAUGUGACGCUACAUAGGCGCGCAAGCAGCACAACAAUGGAGGAUGUGCGGGCAUCCAAUGGCAUUCGCUGUGCUCGCCGCACACGUUCUAGUUGGUGAGGCAAGUAGGCACGCAUUCCGAACUGCUGUCUAAACGCAAAUACGAACGCAUGCACGAACGCAUGCAUGUAGACAGGUGGUUAGGUAGAGGAGGUUGUCAAAUGGUCUGCAUUUUGUUGUACACGAGGUGUUCGGGAGCGCCGAGGGAGUUGUCAAGCGACAUAGGGCAGGGGUUGCCCGCGCUGGGUGCCGGCUGGGGUGUCGGGAAAACGACACUGCCUGUCACCCACCAGCCAAGGUGACAAGCUAAGGCCGUGGUGUCUGUAACAAAACUCGGCA
Molecule: messenger RNA, 3944 nt
Organism: Chlamydomonas reinhardtii
Lineage: Eukaryota; Viridiplantae; Chlorophyta; Chlorophyceae; Chlamydomonadales; Chlamydomonadaceae
Exons: 17
Coding region: 498-2876 (792 amino acids)
Biological process (GO): signal transduction; nervous system process; regulation of membrane potential
Cellular component (GO): neuron projection; synapse; membrane
Molecular function (GO): transmembrane signaling receptor activity; extracellular ligand-gated monoatomic ion channel activity; neurotransmitter receptor activity
Source: RefSeq, a predicted model, not a curated record